This is a messenger RNA of Peronospora matthiolae, 336 nucleotides long. The record is from the annotation of a GenBank genome assembly. NCBI's taxonomy places the organism in Eukaryota, Oomycota, Peronosporomycetes, Peronosporales, Peronosporaceae.
AUGGAUGGAAAGACGGACGUGGAGGUUCAUCGAAUCCACGUCCGGGAGGUUCUUACACUUAUGCGAGAGCGUAAGUUGUUUGCGAGCCUCAAGAAGUGUAUAUUCGCAGCAAGCGAAAUACCUCUUCUUGGCUGUAUCGUCGGUAAACACGGUGUACGCUCUGAUCCAGAAAAGAUCAAGGCGAUUAGUGACUGUCUUGUGCCAGUCAACUUCAAGGGACUUCGAAAGUUCAUUGGAUUAGUGGCGUACUUGCACAAGAACUCGCGCAAGUACGCCGAGAUGACCGUACAUCUCUCUCGUCUGUUAAAGAAAACAGAGGUGAUCAUGGAGUGCUGA